AUGGUUCUCAACAUAGAUCUUGCCGCUUAUCUCUUCAGGCGCCUAUACGAGGCGGGGGCCCGAGCCGUCCAUGGAGUCCCUGGAGACUACAACUUGACUGCCCUUGACUAUCUUGAGCCAGCAGGUCUUGCCUGGAUCGGUAAUUGCAACGAGCUAAACGCCGGCUAUGCAGCAGACGGCUACGGCCGGAUCAAGGGGAUCGGCGCGCUUAUCACAACUUUUGGUGUAGGUGAACUGUCUGCUAUUAAUGCUAUUGCAGGCGCUUAUGCCGAGAGGAGUCCCCUUGUCCACAUUGUUGGAACACCUGCACGAGGCCUUCAGCAACGAGGAGCGAGAUUGCAUCACUCUCUCUGCAAUGGUAGCCCAGAUGACUAUUCCAUCUUCGCCGACAUGUGCUUCAAGAUCACUCAGGUUCAGGAGAACCUGAUGGACGUAUCGACAGCGCCAGCCCAGAUCGACCGGGCUAUUAUUGCCUGCGUGAGACAUAAGCGGCCUGUCUACAUUCAGCUCCCAGCUGACAUGGUCGACGCCAAAGUCCCAUCGGCUCCUUUGUCAACAGCUCUCGACUUUACCCUGGAGCACAAUGACGAUCAGAUGGAGCGGGCUGCCGCUAACGCCAUUGUGGAAAAGAUUCAUCAAUCUAAGCAGCCAUUCAUCCUUGUGGACGCUGGAGCUUCUCGCUACAACAUAGUGACAGAGGUCAACGAUCUUGUCAAGGUAACCGGCUUUCCCACGGCCACGACCCCGUUCGGGAAGGGCGCUGUCGAUGAGACGCUGAGAAACUUCCACGGAGUCUACGGCACUGUCGGCGACCAUGUCUUUGUUGACUGGGUCAAGAAUUGUGAUUUAGUCCUCUACAUUGGGCCAUUUGAGAACAACGUUAACACCUACUACUUCAAGACUAUCCCAGAGGCUUCCAAGACAAUCAGGUUUGAGGAAGACUCAGUUCAGAUCAGCUGUGCCAACGGUGAGCACAACCGAUGGGCUCUACAUCCUGGAGGACUUCUUCGGCGAGUACUGACCCAGCUUGACGGCGGAGCGCUGCGUCAAUAUGUCGAAUAUCCCAAGCAGCUACCUAACCUCCCAGCGCUUCUCACGAGUUUACCACGAGUUCAGAAGACUGAUCUUCUUCUCCAGGACACAUUCUGGAAGCGAAUCUCUGGGUUCUUCGAGCCUGGAGACAUCAUCAUGACCGAGACCGGCACCCCGAGUACAGGCGGCCGCGACUUUGUCCUACCGAGGCAAACGACUCUGAUCAACUCGGGCGUAUGGCUUUCGAUCGGUUACAUGCUUGGAUCCUCUCAAGGAGUUGCCCUCGCGCAGAGGGACCUGGUAGCUGAGGACAGUUCUCGUCGAGGACGGACGAUUCUGUUUGAGGGCGACGGGAGUUUCCAAAUGACAGCCCAGGAGCUCAGCACCAUUAUUCAUAAGCGGCUUGACAUGAUCAUCUUCCUUAUCAACAAUGAUGGCUAUACUAUUGAAAGGUUAGUGCAUGGCAAGGAUGCGAUCUACAACGAUAUCGCGCCGUGGAGGUACCUCGAAGCCCCAAGUUGCUUUGGUGCACCAAACGAUGGCUCGUACGUGACAAUGACGGCAAGGGCAUCAACCUGGGGGGAACUUAUGGAAAUCAUCUCCAAGGACGACUUUAAGUACGGGUCGGGACUCCGUAUGGUUGAGAUUAUGAUGGAACGGAUGGAUGCACCGGUUAUCUUAAAGCGUCUGUUAGAGAGCUACUCUGCUUCGGCCAGCUAG
This is a messenger RNA of Fusarium odoratissimum NRRL 54006, 1752 nucleotides long. RefSeq lists its product as uncharacterized. The transcript has a single exon. The record is from RefSeq and is a predicted model, not a curated record. Lineage: Eukaryota; Fungi; Ascomycota; Sordariomycetes; Hypocreales; Nectriaceae. The coding region runs from base 1 to 1752 and encodes 583 amino acids. Gene Ontology annotation, molecular function: magnesium ion binding; carboxy-lyase activity; thiamine pyrophosphate binding.